AUCGGGAUGAGGUGGCAUUAAACGCCGGAAGACGAAAGUGUUUAUAACACGAAGCUAAGCUAACAGGCUAGCUGACUUGACAGAGUAGCGUCUGUUUCCUUCGCCACCGUAUUUCUCUGAUUUUGUGGAGUUUCUCAGGAGUCACAAUGAGUCUGCAGUGGACGGCCGUGGCCACCUUCCUCUACGCCGAGGUCUUUUUUGUUCUGCUGCUUUGCAUCCCCUUCAUCUCACCCAAGAGGUGGAACAAGAUCUUCAAGUCUCGCAUCAUCCAAACCAUUGCUCUGUAUGGAAACACUUCAUUCAUGGUGGCCAUCGCCAUCCUCGUCUUCCUGCUCAUCGAUGCGUUUCGUGAAGUGAGGAAGUACAGUGUGACGGAGAAGGUGGACCUGACCAACAACCCGACGGCCAUCGAACACAUUCACAUGAAACUGUUCAGAGCUCAGAGAAACGAGUACAUCGCCGGCUUCGCCCUGCUGCUCUGCCUGUUACUGCGUCGUCUGGCCACUCUACUCUCCCAGCAGGCCUCACUCAUGGCCUCCAACGAAGCCUUCAAGAAGCAGGCGGAGGGUGCCAGCACCGCCGCCAAGAAAUACAUGGAGGACAACGAGGCGCUGCAAGAGAAACUGCGUGACGCUGGUAUCGAGGUGCCAGAGGCCGGGAAGAAGGGAGCAGGACCGCAGGAGGAGAACAAGACUCUGAAAGAGGAGGUGAAGACCCUGAAGGAGGAGCUGGACACCACCAAGAAAGCUCUGCAGAAAUCAGACAGCGAUGUUCGAGCCAUGAAGAAACAGGCGGAGAACCUGACGGUGGAGUACGACAGACUGCUGGAUGAGCACAGCAAGCUGCUGGCGAGCAGCGACAAGAAAUCAGACUGAGAAAGAGACGGUUUCAAGCUUCUGUCAUCUUCAUUUUCAUCAUCUUCACCGUCCUCGACAAACGGUCUGCAGCUUCUAUAUCCACCUCAACAUCCUGUUCAGUGAUGUCACUUCCUUUUACGUCAACUGACAUUGCUGGGCUGUGAUUGGUUCAUUAGACUGACUGCUUUAUCAGAAAACUAAGAAUGUCAGUUUUUUUUUUCUUUUGUACUGAAGUUUUAGUUUCUUUUCACUUAAAGUUUGAGCUUUUUUUUCCACAUUGCUGUUGCAACAGUCAAUUUUCUUUUUGUACAAUGUUUAAACAGCAGAAUUACAGUUAAACAAUGUUGGCUUCAUAAAAUUUGAUCUGAUCAUUCCUGUUCCCUAAAACAACCUGAACUUUCCUGAAAUUCCUGAAAUCAUGUUUUAUACAGAAAGAGUUUCAUUUCAGAAUAAGAUGUCCAGUCUUUAAAAAACACCUGUUCUCCUGAACUGACGGCUGCGAUGAAUGUUCAGACGGUCUUCAAACAGAGCUCUCUCUCUCUCUCUCUCUCUCUCUCUCUCUCUCUCUCUCUCUCUCUCUCUCUCUCUCUCUCUCUCUCCUCUCUCUCUCUCGCUCUCUCUCUCUCUCUCGCGCUCUCUCUUGCUCUCUCGCUCUCUUUGAGAAUAAAAUAAUUCCUCAGAAAUCAAUUCGGUGAUUUUCAGGGUGUAAAUUUAUCUGUUCCAGUUUUUUAAUUAAGUAAAUUCCCCUAAAUUGUUUUUUUUUUGUUUUGUUUUUUUUUUGUUUUUUUUUUUUUGUUUGUUGGUUUUUUGGGGGUUUUUUUUGUUUGUUGGUUUUUUUUUUGUUGUAAAGGUUGAUCUAGAAUCAUGUCUCAUGCUUUAUGAAUGUUUGGAUCUGCAGUCGAUCCUGGUUUCAAUCUGUGAGUCACUUUGAACAAGAAAAAACAAAACAUCUGCAUCUUUCUGUCACAUUUUCUGCUCGGAGUAUGAUCAAUAAUUGAUUUGAAACAGUCUGAACGGUGAAAUACCAGAAGAGAUUAGAGUUACAGUCCCUGGUUUAUGUCUCAGCACCAGUUAACUUUAAGAUCCUGAAGUUAUGUUACAGUCAUGUGACAUCUGCAGAUCAUUAUUCACCACAUGACAAGAGCAGAAACGGCAACCAGAAGAAACUCCAGGCUUUGUUGUUCUGACUUUGUUGCCUGGUGAUAAACAUGGUGGAUUUAAUUAGCUCCACGUCCUCAUUAGGUCGAUCUUUUCUCCUCUUUCCUGUGCUCUCACCUCAGCUGGCGGUUCGGUGGUGAUUUGUUCCUGUUCAUAAGUGAACAGUAGAGUUUUGGGUUUAACAGUUAAUAUGUGGGUUGUUUUGUGGCUUUCAGGCUGAGUUUCGCUCUGUAACUGCAUCUGCAUCUGUUUCUGGGCCUCGUCAAUCUGAAACCAUCCUCGCCGGUUUCCAGCUGCAUAUUUCCCCAGUGUCAGCAACAUUUGGCAGAAGUUUGAGAAUCUGCUGCUACUCAGUUUCUCCAGUUAACUCAUCCUGUUAAAGACAUUUCAGUCUCUGUUGUUUUCUGGAGAGUAAAGUGUUGUUGGUUGAGGAAGAAGCACAUGUGAUAUUUGUAUGUAAACAGGAUGAUUUAAUGUGUUGUAUCAGGAGUUUAAUUCCAUCAGGUGUCGAAAACCCCCCAUUCUCCCUCUGUCUGCAGCUGUAAUUUAAUUCAGCCCAGGGUUAUCUGAGCUGCUGUUUAUGUUCAUCAAAUCUGCUGAAGAGAAAACAAAUGUGUAAAUCUUAAAGUCAAAAUUAGGGGACAAAUUUUGGGACAGAUUUGUUGACAGUGAACAUGAGAGGGUGAAAAAGUGCUGGUCCUCCUGAUAGUUUUUCCUGAAAGAAAAGUAAAACAUCACUCUAUUAUCCACAUGAUGGUUGAAUUAUUUACGCAUCAUGUGUCAUACUGUGAAAUAAAUGAAAAAAUGUUACAUUUGAUUACAUGAUCUCCCUGUUCUCACACUUCCAGAGUCACUGAAAGGCCUUGGUGGGUAUUGAGUUUUUCUAAGUUAUGUCUGCAUUAAAAGCUGGGGCAAAGAGCACAGCUGUGCCAAAGCCCCAGGUUCAGUCUGUUUGUGAAUGUACAGCACGGAAACACAUUAGAAUUGUAAGGGCCUUACAUAGUCCAUAUUCCCUUGUAUGUUAAUAGGGGCCCUUUGCACAAGAAACACUGAUUCAUGACUGGAGGAAAGACGAGCUGACAGAAACUCAAACCUAGAGUUUCUUCACAGGAAACGGGUCAGAAACAAGAAUUCCCACCGAGGUCUUUCUGUUGUUUCAUUCACACCAACUUCCUUUUAUCUUGAAAAUAUUCUGGGCUGAAGACGCUUGUGUUACCUGAUGAGUUUUGUGGUUGUAAUUGGUUGAUUAACUUUCAACAGGGAAUCUGCAGGUGUUGAUAAUUAUUUAAAAAGUAAUGCAUUUAUUUUACUAAAAAAGUUUUUAAAAAGUUUUAAAUUUCACGGGAGGAUUGUUGGUGAUUCGGGUCUAGAUUUCAGCAAAAACCUGAAUUAAAUGAAUUCAUUUUUAAUUGAUUAAUCUUUCUAUUUUCUGCUACUUAUCAUAGUCAAAGUCACAUUAAUAAAAUGGUUUCAUUAGAAAUUAUUGUUGUAAACAGCUGGCAGGUGCUGAAAAAUGUGAUAUAAGAUUUCUUGGUCAUAUCAUCCCUGCUGUUUUAAAAUCCAACUGAAGGUCUGAGAAUCUUCUACGUAUCUGUGAACCUGCAGAAACCCUGUUUAGAUCCUGACCAGUUUAAAGCAGCGUAACAUUAAGAUAUAAAUUCUUUAGUCAACAUGGUACACAUCAUUAGCUCACAUAGAUUCUCCACAAUGCGACUGUUCAGUUCAUCUUAGAGAAACCACGAGUACAACAGUUUGAUUAAUUCAGAUUUACUGACAUUGUAAACCAGCAACAGAGACAGUGGUGACUCCCUACCUUUUGAAGAGAUGUGCUUGUUUUCAUUCCCAGCAAUGUGUUGAGUUUUCACCCCGGCAGGGUCGAGUGAAGACAUCAAGCGCACCUGUUUUACAUAACGACACUUUCUUUUUCGUCACAUUUGGGUGAUUUUGUUGGUUUCAAGAAAUCUUCUUGUGACUCAGAAAUGAACAUCACUGGGACUUUAAACUCACUGAGAGCAUUCCUCUUACUCUUAUCUGACUUUAUUACGUUUGUUGAUGCUGAAUGUGCGGCCAUUGUAAGGUUUUUGUAUUUAGGUUUUAUCAUUGGAUAUCUGCCUUGUUUUCUGCUUUAUUCAGUUACAGCUUUAAGAAAUGUUGAGUGGGACCAUCGCUGUUUAAAGGUGAUGAUGCACAAAAAGAUUAGCCAUAAAAACAUGUCUCAUCUUUGAUUUGUUCAGAUUAGCAUGUGUGUGUGUGUCCGCUGACAACUGCAUGUGUUAAAAAUGUUUUCAAGGUUUAAUCUUAGUUGUGACCUUCAAUAAAAAGACAAAAUCAGA
Seriola aureovittata is the source of this 4348-nucleotide messenger RNA. It is a transcript of the gene bcap31, whose product is annotated as B cell receptor associated protein 31. The coding region runs from base 147 to 875 and encodes 242 amino acids. The record is from RefSeq and is a predicted model, not a curated record. Gene Ontology annotation, biological process: intracellular protein transport; endoplasmic reticulum to Golgi vesicle-mediated transport. NCBI's taxonomy places the organism in Eukaryota, Metazoa, Chordata, Actinopteri, Carangiformes, Carangidae. Gene Ontology annotation, cellular component: endoplasmic reticulum; endoplasmic reticulum membrane. The transcript has 8 exons.